This is a messenger RNA of Chilo suppressalis (striped riceborer), 3013 nucleotides long. The record is from the annotation of a GenBank genome assembly. Lineage: Eukaryota; Metazoa; Arthropoda; Insecta; Lepidoptera; Crambidae.
GGAAAUUGCCUGGAUGGAAGGAAAGAGUUUGCCAAAGUAGAUUUAUUUAUAUUUAUAAAAAAACUUAUUUUUUAAUCUUAAAAUCCAAUACUUGGAAAUUGCCUUUCUACAAAUAUUUAGUGUAUAGACAUCAUUACUCAUACAAAAAUUUGUUAUCGUUAUUUAAUUUUUUUACUUGUUCAUGUAUACUUGUUCACACACCGUAUACUUGUUCAUGUAUUGUGAAUAAAAAUAUUACGGCACCCUGAAGUUACAAAUAAUUAAAAAGUGUAGCUAUAAGAUAAGAAAAUGGGACCUCCAAAAAAAUUCAAAAAAUAUGAUUCAAAGCCUAGUAGUGAUAGAUCAGGUAAAAAGAAGAAGGUAGAUGAAGAUAUGACCAUAGAUUUGGUAGAUGAUGAUAACACAGAGAAUGUUGGUGUACCUGGAGCAGCAUUGCAAGAUGCUGAAAAAAAUGACCAAGUUCCUGAAGAUGAAUUUGGAGCCAAAGAUUAUAGGAGUCAAAUGACACUGAAACAAGAUAAUGCCAGUCGUCCUUUGUGGGUGGCUCCUAAUGGACAUAUAUUUUUGGAAGCAUUCUCUCCAGUUUACAAACAUGCUCAUGACUUCUUGAUAGCCAUAGCUGAACCAGUUUGCAGGCCUCAACACAUUCAUGAGUACAAGUUGACUGCAUACAGUUUAUAUGCUGCAGUGUCAGUAGGACUUCAAACUGGAGAUAUCAUUGAAUAUUUGCAGAGGCUAAGCAAAUGUGCAGUACCUGCUGGCAUUAUUGAAUUCAUACAACUUUGCACACUUUCAUAUGGGAAAGUAAAGCUUGUAUUAAAACAUAACAGGUACUUAGUGGAAAGCAAACACGUGGAAGUCCUACAGAAACUAUUAAAAGACCCAGUCAUUCAGCAGUGCCGGCUUCGUCGCGACGGUGACGAUGAUCUGCUCUCCUCGGCAUUGCCCGCCCGCCCUACUACCGCCGCCCCUAAGCCGGGCGAGGAGCCUAAGCCGGUUGCAAAUGGUACUGUGCCCGAAGACAUCAGCCAGUUUUACCAGCAACUGGACAAAGAUGACGAUGAAGAUGAAGCUACAGAUGUUACUGCUAACGCUGCAGUAGCGUUCGAAGUGGACCCUGAUCAAAUUGAGGUGAUACAGAAACGAUGCAUCGAACUAGAGCAUCCGUUACUGGCGGAAUAUGACUUCCGCAACGACAGCGUGAAUCCCGACAUCAACAUCGACCUGAAGCCCACCGCCGUACUCCGCCCCUACCAGGAGAAGAGCUUGAGGAAAAUGUUUGGAAACGGCAGAGCUAGGUCUGGAGUGAUAGUAUUGCCUUGUGGAGCGGGCAAGUCUCUUGUGGGAGUGACGGCAGUAUGCACUGUACGGAAACGAGCUCUCGUACUGUGCAACUCGGGCGUGUCCGUCGAACAAUGGAAACAGCAGUUCAAAUGCUGGGCAACUGCUGACGACAGUAUGAUAUGCAGAUUCACAUCGGAAGCUAAAGACAAACCAAUGGGCGCCGGUAUUCUAAUCACCACUUACUCUAUGAUAACGCACGGUCAAAGGCGUUCUUGGGAGGCAGAGCAGACAAUGAAAUGGCUGCAGGCUCAGGAAUGGGGCUUGGUGGUGUUGGAUGAAGUACACACUAUACCGGCGAAAAUGUUCCGGCGCGUACUCACUAUAGUACACUCCCACGCGAAGUUAGGUUUAACGGCAACAUUGCUUCGUGAGGACGACAAAAUAGCGGAUCUCAACUUCCUGAUCGGUCCGAAGUUGUACGAAGCCAACUGGCUAGAGUUACAGGCGGCCGGUUAUAUAGCGAGAGUACAAUGCGCCGAAGUGUGGUGCCCUAUGACUCCGGAGUUCUAUCGCGAAUAUCUCAUACAGAAGAUCAACAAGAAAAUGCUCCUCUACGUAAUGAAUCCUUCCAAAUUCCGCGCGUGCCAAUUUUUGGUACGAUACCACGAGAGACGCGGCGACAAAACCAUAGUGUUCUCCGAUAACGUAUUCGCUUUACGACACUACGCCGUUAAAAUGAAUAAGCCUUACAUCUACGGGCCCACGUCGCAAAGCGAGCGAAUACAGAUCCUGCAGAACUUCAAGUUCAAUCCGAAAGUGAACACUAUAUUCGUGAGCAAGGUUGCGGACACCAGCUUCGAUUUGCCGGAAGCUAAUGUGCUGAUUCAGAUUUCGUCGCACGGCGGCUCGAGACGGCAGGAGGCUCAGAGAUUGGGUCGUAUUCUGAGAGCAAAGAAAGGUGCCUUAGCGGAAGAAUAUAACGCUUUCUUCUAUACUCUAGUAUCACAAGAUACGUUGGAAAUGGCGUACAGUCGUAAACGGCAGAGAUUUUUAGUUAAUCAAGGUUACAGUUAUAAGGUUAUUACGGAACUCAAAGGAAUGGAUCAAGAGCCAGACUUACUUUAUGGGACGCGCGAGGAACAAGGAAUGCUACUGCAACAAGUACUAGCGGCUUCGGAGACAGAAUGCGAAGAGGAACGCGAGGGAGGGGUAGGCGGGGCGGGGGGGAGUGGGGCAAGAAGGGCGGGAGGCACUCUGUCCUCACUGGCGGGCGCCGACGACGCGCUAUAUCUAGAGCGCCGGCACUCCACCAACAAGCACCCGCUGUUCAAGAAGUUCCGAUACUGAGCCCCCCGUACAAAUUUUACUUUACUCUACAGUAAAACGGAGACUGAGAAGGGUGUUCCAGAGUGGGCUAUUGUGGAGUUGCAAGGUUUAGUUCAGACUAAGAAUGAGUCCACCGGGCCCACUUUGGUCGGCGACAUCAACUACUUCAACAGAAACCGCCAUCCAGUUCUCGUGCUAGGCCACCACAUCCUCAACGGCAAGGAGACUAAGCUGGACCAACCUAUGGCGGUCAUAGAAAAAGUAGUCGUCGAAGGCAAACCAAAGUAUUGCGUCAGAGCCGUUGUCAAGAAGAAACUCUUAUUCAAGUCGAGACCGAAACCAAUUAUAUCGAAUGUCGCUGAAAAAAUAUGAUGUGUAAAUAAAUGAAUUGUUUGAUUACGAA